Rotaria sp. Silwood2 is the source of this 393-nucleotide messenger RNA. Lineage: Eukaryota; Metazoa; Rotifera; Eurotatoria; Philodinida; Philodinidae. The record is from the annotation of a GenBank genome assembly.
AUGCAUACAAUUAAACGUUCAUUGCAAUCAACAGUUGAUGAGCAACUACCGAUCGAUACUUCACACUUUCGUUCUCAUCCACGUGAUCGCCGUUUAGGCAGAAAAUUGCAUUCUAAUAAACUAAAAACCCCACAAAAUGUUCUUCUAUCAGCAGGCACAUAUAAUAAAAGAUUUCGAGUUUCUCACCGAAUUCGACCUGAAAUUGAUGAUCGUCUCAAACGUUUUCGCAUGCUUGAUCCAGAUGAAUUUAAAGAAAUGCUUAACAUAAUGAGUCAACAAAUACAACAAGAACAACCUAAAGGAUUUAAUAAUAUGGAUGCAAUCGAUGGUAUGCAAGUUGAAGGUAAGUUUAUUUAUAAUUGUUUAUCAAAUAUUAACUUUGUUUAUUCUUAA